Pecten maximus is the source of this 2957-nucleotide messenger RNA. RefSeq lists its product as uncharacterized. Lineage: Eukaryota; Metazoa; Mollusca; Bivalvia; Pectinida; Pectinidae. The record is from RefSeq and is a predicted model, not a curated record. Gene Ontology annotation, cellular component: nucleus. The coding region runs from base 905 to 2053 and encodes 382 amino acids. The transcript has 2 exons. Gene Ontology annotation, biological process: regulation of transcription by RNA polymerase II. Gene Ontology annotation, molecular function: DNA-binding transcription factor activity, RNA polymerase II-specific; RNA polymerase II cis-regulatory region sequence-specific DNA binding.
CAAUAUAAAAUAGACUAUACACAGUGUGUGACCUGACCCACAGUGAACUUUUCCGCUUAGAUGACCACAUACGCUAACCUCGCCUUCUGACAGAUUUAACUUGUUUACCAUAUGAAAAAGGUCUGUCAGUAUGAUAAUUUUGUGCGCAUUUUAAUGAAUGACACAGAAUGGGUCAUUUUCUAUACAUGGUCAAGAUAUGGAGUCUCUGCUGUGUUGUAGCCAGGGCUCUUCGCGCUGAGUGUAGGGGAUAUCCCUACACACGUACUCGAGGUCGUGUGCCACACGUUCCUAGCUUGUGUAAGCCUGGACCCGGCUUUGUAUAUAUAACACUGUUUGCCCAUGCCGACUGGUCUAUUCCAGUUACAUUCCCCGAUAUUAUUCAACAAAAUUACGACCGCAUACUGUUGCGCAGGUUUUUUUCAGUUAUUAGAACGAGGCUGUAGCCUGGUGCCCUCCCCUUCGCCGUGUGGCCUUACGCAACCUGGUCUGAACUGACCAAUAGGGGCGGUGUUUGUGCACUUUAAAGUCAUGAAUGGAGAGAAUGGACAUGCCCCACAAACCGGCUGUGAUGGUCUGAUUGGUUAGUUAAUUUGAGAUUACGUGAAAUGCCAAAUGAUGUGGAUAAAGUUAGCUAGCGUCACCUAAGGUCAUGGACAGGCUCACACGGCCGUUUGGGUAUGUUGGGCAACGAAAAUAUUAUUACAUGUUCGGCAGGAAAACAAGUGCAUUUCAAGGACAGCUGGACGACUUUCGUGUUAAUUCUACAGAAUGGUAAUGUGUAUUCCCACAAGGAACAAUAGCCAGUUGAUUUUGGUCUUUCAUUUGAACCCGGUCAAAUGUAUAAGAAAGAAACAACUGUGAAAUAUAAGGGACCUACUUCAUAGCUAAGGUUGAAUCACAUGAGAUGGCUGAGAAUGGUACAACGCAUAGUAAUACGGAGAUACUACAAGCCAAUAAUCACAGUCGCCAUAAUGACGUCUUGGAGCACGGAGAGGCCAUGCGCAAUGGCCAUAUGCAAAUCGCUAUAAAACAGGAGUCGAAGUACAGUAGUUAUUCCUCGGAGGAUUCGGAAGAUUCACCUUUAGACUUUUCGUGUAAAAAAAGAAAAUUCGUGGAGCAUGACACAUCUGGAAGGGAAUCUGUUCCGUCUUCAUCGUCUAAUGCAGAUUCCUCGAGUUUGGCGGACGGAAGGAAAUCUUCCGAUCCCGAGGAUGGGAUGUUAUUCAAUGGGAUGUUACAUAAUCGGGAUUUAUCAGACAGACAGAUUGAACCCGGGGAAAUUAAGCACCCACCAGAAAGGUGUUCUCCAGGAACCACGGCGGCAUUGGCAGGUAUGAUGUCAAACAUUCAUGCAGGCUUUAUGUCCCCAACUCAGCUUCUAGGAGGUGUGUUUCCAAAUAGCAUGGUUGACCCUAGGGUGUCACAACAUAAUGGUUCGAGGCCAUUCAAGGCCUAUCCAAAAGACCCUCUUGCUAUGUCAAUGGGUGCAUUUGGCCUUCCCCAUGGUUUUUCUCCCUUUCAAGGAAUGGAUGCAAGUAUGUUGCAGGCACUGAAUAUAAGUGGAGAAGAGUUUAUGGAAAUGUACAAAAAACAGUUGCAAUCAUUGAGAGACAGGGAUAAUAACGGCAGUAGGGGACUAAGCCACUAUGAGUCUACCCCAAAGUCGUCCACCCAUGCCUCUCCCCCAUCGUCAUCAGCCAUUAGCUCAAACAAUGACAGAAUUUCCAAUGGCAGCAUGAACAGUAGUCCCAGCAUAGGCAGCUCCCCACCAUUGUUUUCCGUGCCUAGUUCAAGUAUAGGUAUGGACAUAACAGCCUCAGGCAGAAAACGACCAAAAACUCUACCCGAGGAACAGAAGGAUGAAGCUUACUGGGAAAGGAGAAGAAAGAACAACGAUGCAGCAAAGAGGUCACGGGAUGCUCGGAGAGCUAAAGAGGAUCAGAUUGCAAUAAGAGCAGCUUUGUUGGAACAGGAAAAUCUUAAACUUCGUGUAGAGGUAGCUGCUUUGAAAACUGAAACUGCAAAGCUCAGAUGCAUGCUAUACAAUAGCUGAAUUCCUGGAUUAAAACAUUUUCUCUAUGUGUAUCUUGUUUUAACAUAGACAUCGAUCUACCUCAAAACUUCUUACUCAGGUUACGUUUGUACAUAUUGUAUCAACUCAGGUAUGUGAAUAUAUUUUGAAAUUUAUAUUUACAAAACAAUAAGCUCUUCUAUAUUGAAAUGAAUGUGAAACAAGCAUUGUUAUCAGAAAUGCUUGAAUUUUUAUAUAAAGUGUUAUAUUCUCCAUCAAUCAUUGGUCUCUACGGACAACAGAUAUUGUUGACUAUAAGGUUUUACUCACUUCCUUCCCCGUUUGUCCCAGGGGAUAACGUUAUUCAUAUGACAUUUUUAAACAAGCACUGUAUGAAGACUGUUCAGGAACAUUUGUAUUGCUCUUUUCCUGUUAAAAGAAACAUUGAUAUUUACAUGUUAGAAUAACAUUUUUGUGUGUUUUCAUUGUGUAAAUACAUUUUGUUUUAGAUUUGAAUGUAAUGUAGAUUUUUAUAUGGACUAUUUCAAUCCAUCACUGUUGAUGUUAAAUCAGAUCAUCAUAACAUUGAAUACCCUCUAAGCUCCUUAUAUAAUCAAUGAUGCAUAUCGUUGACUUCAAUAACAUGGGUAACGUAUUGUACAAGGAUUGUCCCUGGUCAUUAUACGAUACCUUGUAGGAGUUAUCAGGUGUAUGAUUCCACCAAAUGAAAAUCUGUUUGACAUGAGCAAUGAAGGAUUGAAGGAGUCAAAACUAUUUGGUAAUCUCAGGGAGUUCUGAUUACAUCACUUAAAUGCAUGUCAUGCAGUUCACGUAUUCUUCUUAAUCAUUUUCAAUUUUUAAACAUAUGUUCGAAAGAGAUUAAGAUUGAGAGAUAUAUAUUGAGAGAGAUAUUAUUGAGAGAGAGAGAGAGAGAGAGAGAGAGAGA